This is a messenger RNA of Gavialis gangeticus (Gharial), 3624 nucleotides long. RefSeq names its product mucin 6, oligomeric mucus/gel-forming (gene MUC6). The record is from RefSeq and is a predicted model, not a curated record. Gene Ontology annotation, molecular function: protein binding. NCBI's taxonomy places the organism in Eukaryota, Metazoa, Chordata, Crocodylia, Gavialidae. Gene Ontology annotation, cellular component: extracellular matrix. The coding region runs from base 1 to 3624 and encodes 1207 amino acids. The transcript is spliced from 29 exons.
AUGAGAUAUGAAGCAAGAUAUAUGCCCCAUCAGUUUUACCAAAGGCAGAAGUUUCUGAGAAGAGGUAGAGGUGGCAAUGAAUGGUUUGAACCAGGAAGGAACUUCCAAGAGUACAGGAAUUUAGAGGAAGAAGCUACCCUGCAUUCAGCAUUGAACAAAGGCGUGUGUUCUACCUGGGGUGGAGGGCACUUCUCAACCUUCGAUAAUUUUCUGUAUGACUUCUUUGGCUCCUGCAACUACAUUCUUGUUACCAUAUGUGGCGAUGUCGCCCCAGACUUCAACAUUCAAUUCCGCCGUGGCCUUAACAAAAAAAUUGCAAGGAUCAUAAUAGAGCUUGGACCUACCACCAUCACCAUUGAAAAUGGCAACAUUUUGGUCAAAGACACUGGUAUUAUCAAGUUGCCAUAUACCAGCAAUGGUAUCCAGAUUUCACCUUUUGGACACAACAUCCGCAUGGUGGCCAAGCUGCUGGAGAUGGAGCUGGUAGUCAUGUGGAACAAUGACGACUAUCUCAUGGUCUUGGUUGAGAGAAAAUAUAUGGGGAAGACUUGUGGAAUGUGUGGGAAUUUCGAUGGGCAAGAACUAAACGAGUUUAUGAAUGAAGGUAAGCUACUGGAUGCAUACAUGUUUGCUGCCUUACAAAAAAUGGAUGACCCAUCAGAGAACUGCCUAACUCACGAAACACCAAUUUCCAAUGUUCCUCACAAAAAAUAUGCCAGAAUCUGCUCCCAGCUACUCAACCUUGUGUCUCGGACCUGCAAUGUGACAAAGAAAGGGUUUGUCAUUCGCUGUCAGCUUGAUAUGCAAGACUGCAAUGAUCCAGGGCAAAGAAACUGUACUUGUUCUACAUUGUCUGAGUACUCCAGGCAAUGUGCCAUGUCUCACCAGGUGGUGUCCAAUUGGAGGAGUGAAGACUUCUGCUCUAUAGGAAAAUGCUCUGCUAACCAAAUCUACAAGGAAUAUGGGUCUCCCUGUGUUAAAACCUGUUCCAAUCCAGAGUACAGCUGUUCUAGUUCCUGCACAUAUGGCUGUUUUUGCCCAGAAGGCACUGUUCUGGAUGACAUAUCAAGAAAUCGAACAUGUGUUCCUAUUAGCAACUGCCCAUGCAUGUUGAAUGGGAAGAAAUAUACUCCUGGGGAUAUAAUGAAAGCAGCAUGCAGGACCUGUACAUGCAUAAUGGGUCAGUGGAACUGCCAAGACUUACCCUGCCCAGGUAGAUGUUCUCUAGAAGGAGGUUCUUUUGUCACCACAUUUGAUUCCAGAUCAUAUAGGUUCCAUGGAGUUUGCACCUACAUCCUCAUGAAGAGUCCCAGCCUUCCCCACAAUGGAACCCUGAUGGCUAUGUAUGAUAAGUCUGGUUUUUCUAAUUCUGAAACAUCACUGAGUGCUAUCAUUUACAUAUCUACAAGGGACAAAAUUGUAAUUUCUCAAAAUGAAGUCUUUAGUGACAACACUGAAUUCAAGUGGUUGCCUUAUAAAUCAGGUGACAUCACCAUUUUCAGACAGUCCUCUACCCAUAUUCAAAUGUACACAAAUUUUGGGCUGGAGAUAACAAUUCAGACAUCACCGGUGUUUCAGGUCUACGUGAAAGUAGGACCUUCUUUCAAAGGCAGAACCGUGGGUUUGUGUGGCAGAUACAAUGGAGAGACAACGGAUGACUUCAUGACCAGCAUGGAUAUUACUGAAGGAACAGCAUCCCUGUUUGUGGACUCCUGGAGAGCAGGAAACUGUCACCCAGCUUCAGAGAGGGAUACUGACCCUUGUUCUAUGAGUCAACUGAACAAAAUAUCUGCAGAAAGCCAUUGCUCCGUUCUUACUAAGAAAGGCACAGUGUUUGAGAAAUGCCAUUCUGUAGUGAAUCCUGCUCCUUUUUACAAGAGAUGCAUUUACCAAGCCUGUAAUUAUGAGGAGACCUUUCCUUACAUUUGUUCUGCUCUGGGAUCUUAUGCAAGAGCAUGUGCUUCUAUGGGACUGAUCCUUCAGAACUGGAGAAACAUUAUGGACAACUGCACUAUUCCAUGUACUGGAAAUCAGACAUUCAGCUACAACACAGAAGCCUGUGAUCGGACAUGUUUGUCACUCUCCUUUCGAGACCUGGAAUGUCAUCCCACUGACAUCCCUAUUGAUGGCUGCAACUGUCCUAAAGGAACCUACCUGAACCACAGAAGUGAAUGUGUUCGUAAAUCUCAUUGCCCCUGCUACCUGGAAGACAGGAAGUUUAUCCUGCCUGAGCAGUCAACAGUAAUUGGUGGGAUUACAUGCUAUUGCGUUAAUGGGAAGCUCAGUUGCACUGGCAAACCUCAAGAUCCUACAGAAAACUGCAUAAGUCCUAAAAAGUAUGUGUCAUGUUCAGAGAAUUCAGAAAAUAAAUAUGGAGCCACCUGUGCCCCUUCCUGUCAGAUGCUGGCAACGGGAGUUGAUUGUGUCCCCACAAGGUGUGAAUCAGGUUGUGUCUGCACUGAUGGGCUAUAUGAAAAUGCUUAUGGUUUGUGUGUGCCACCAGAGGAGUGUCCCUGUGAAUAUGGUGGUAUAUCAUAUGGAAAAGGAGAAGAGAUCCAUACAGAAUGCACGAGCUGCACAUGUACAAGAGGCAAAUGGAAAUGUGUUCAGAAAUCAAAGUGUUCUUCAACAUGUACCCUUUAUGGAGAAGGUCAUAUCACCACUUUUGAUGGACAACGCUUUGUAUUUGAUGGCAACUGUGAAUACAUACUAGUUAUGGAUGGUUGCGGUACAGGCAACUCCACCUUUAAAAUUGUUACUGAGAAUGUCAUUUGCGGGAAAUCAGGGGUCACCUGCUCCAGGUCCAUCAAGAUCUACCUUGGGAACUUGACUAUCACACUGGCGGAUGCAACUUUCUCAGUCUCUGAAGAGAAUCCUCUUAUAAAAUACCGUGUGAAAAAGAAUGUCCUUCACCUGAUUUUUGAUAUCAUUAUCCCAGGAAAAUACAACAUGACCCUUAUAUGGAAUAAGCACAUGAACCUGUUCAUCAAAAUCUUUAGAGAAACACAGGAACAUCUCUGUGGCUUGUGUGGGAAUUACAAUGGAAACAUGAGAGAUGACUUUGAAACCCGAACCAAAUAUGUCGCAUCCAGCGAAUUGGAGUUUGUGAAUUCUUGGAAAGAGAAUCCUUUGUGCGGGGAUGUGUUCUUCGUAGUGGACCCCUGUAGCCAGAACCCUUAUCGUAAAGCAUGGGCAGAAAAGAUGUGCUCCAUCAUCAACAGCCAUGUCUUUUCUUCCUGCCACAGUAAAGUAUACCGAAUUCCUUAUUACGAUGCCUGUGUCCGAGAUUCCUGCGGGUGUGAUACUGGAGGGGAUUGUGAAUGCAUGUGUGAUGCUAUUGCUGCGUAUGCCAAGGCGUGCUUAGAUGUAGGGGUCUGUGUUGACUGGAGAGCCCCAGAUUUUUGUCCUGUUUAUUGUGACUUUUACAACACUCACAAAACAAUAAGCAAUGAGAACACUUAUUACUAUACGUACAUGGAUGAAGGCAACUGCACCUGGCACUACCGGCCUUGUAACUGCCCAAACCAAGAUUACAAGUAUGUCAAUGUUGAAGGGUGCUACAACUGCUCAAAUAAUGAAUACUUUGAUGAAGAGCUGGGAACAUGCAUGCCUUGCAGUAUGUAG